ACACUUGUAAAGCAGUUAAUUCCUAGUUUAUUAACUUUAAGCGCUUUGGCGAGCGGAAUGAACGCCGUCAAGCUUGCUUUUGAUAAAGAAUUUCAGUAUGCCUUCUGGUUUUUGCUACUUUCAGCUAUUUUUGAUGGCCUUGAUGGCCACGCAGCUAGAGCUCUUGGGACUUCCAGUUCUUUUGGAGCCGAAUUGGAUUCCUUAUGUGACUUAGUGGACUUCGGAGUAAGCCCUGCUUUGGUUAUGUUUCUCUGGUGCCGAGAUGAAACGGCCACUUGUGCAUCUAAAGGCUCAAGCGAUUUAUAUGUUUUUAAAAAUAUUAUCGACAAGCUACUCUGGUUUUCUAUACUUAUUUAUGCGUCUUGCUGUGCGUGCCGACUGGCGAGGUUUAAUCUUUCUAAUGAAACAAUUGCGACUCCACCUCCACACAGCGCAAUUUACAAAAGCAAGGAAUUUGAAAUUUCUACGGGACUUCAACGAGAUUCUCUUACAGUGGAUAGCAAGUCCACUGAUUCAGAAGUUUUUAAAUUGUAUUCAAAAAACAUAAAAGCUGACGGAAAGGAGGUUUCGCAAAUAUUUAGUUGGAGUAAAAGUUUUGCGAAAUGGAUAGACACAUUUAUUAACAAAGAGAAGUUUUUUGAGGGCGUUCCCGCUCCGAUGGGAGCAUUCUUAGCGUUGGUCCCAAUGAUGCUCACGCACGCCUUUCCCGAACUUGAGUGCAGAAAAAAUAAAGAACUUUUUACAUCAAUUUGGAUCAUCGUUGUGGGAGGCUUCAUGAUCUGCACGCUACGCACAUUUUCAACUAAAAUGUUUAUAAAAGAAAACACUAAAAGCGAAGAAAAGAAAAGGACGUCUUUGUUUAUUUCGAAAAACAUGCAAACUCUCGCUGGAAGGAUACUGGUGGUUUCCGCCGUGCUGGCGGUAUUAAGAAGCCAUCCAUGGUUCCUAUUAGUCAGUAUGGCAGUGGUGUACACGUGCUCCAUUCCGUGCAGCCACGCUCUCUACUGUCUUCUACUACGCGCUGCAAAUUCUGAUAAAUAAAGCUUAAGAAAAUUGAUAA
Molecule: messenger RNA, 1060 nt
Organism: Zophobas morio
Lineage: Eukaryota; Metazoa; Arthropoda; Insecta; Coleoptera; Tenebrionidae
Exons: 11
Coding region: 58-1041 (327 amino acids)
Biological process (GO): phospholipid biosynthetic process
Cellular component (GO): membrane
Molecular function (GO): phosphotransferase activity, for other substituted phosphate groups
Source: RefSeq, a predicted model, not a curated record